GCGCAAUGAACUACGCUACUUUCGGCUUUGACUUGAGAAAGGCUCUGCAAAAUGCCAAAUCCAAAACUGAGUCCUCACUUUUUGGUUAGGAGUUAGCUUAGUUCUUCUGAUUGUGCAGAAGGAAAAGGAGAAAUGGAGACAGAGCACGAGAUCUCAAAUGGUAUUGGAAGCUUGUAUGUCAAGGUGAUGACAGACGAACAAAUGGAACUUCUGAGGCAACAGAUUUCUGUCUACGACACCAUAUGUGACCGCCUCGUUGAGAUGCACAAGGCCAUAACUACCCAACAGGACCUCGCAGGACUUGGGUUGGGUAAUUUGUACUGUGAUCCACUUAUGGCUUGUUCUGGACACAAGAUAACUGCGAGGCAGCGUUGGACUCCAACGCCUCUUCAGCUUCAAAUACUCGAGCGUAUUUUUGAUGAAGGCAAUGGUACUCCAAGCAAACAGAAGAUCAAAGACAUAGCCAUUGAACUUGGUCAACAUGGUCAAAUAUCAGAGACAAAUGUCUAUAAUUGGUUUCAGAAUAGAAGAGCUCGUUCAAAACGUAAGCAACUAGCUCCCACACUAAGCAAUGUGGAACCAGAGGCUGACACAGAAUUUGAAUCUCCGAAAGACAAAAAGACACGUUCAGAGAGCGUUCAACUUCAAUCCUACGAGAAUUCAUCACCUCAUAGGGCCAAGGAUUUAUACAUCGAGAGUCCUGAUAGAGGAUUUGACCAAUUGAUGGGUAAAGUGGAAGCUGCAGGCUACUACAGUUCUUAUUUUCUUUGAGCAAUCUGUGAAAUGACUGGCUUAAUUCUCAAUUCUCGAAUUGUGCUGCUUGAUUGCAGCUUGUUGAAUUCAAGAUUGUCGAUGAUACUGUUAUAUAUUUUGGAGCUUUCAUCCAAAAAAUGUUGAUGAACCACAAAUGAUGUGUCACA
This is a messenger RNA of Gastrolobium bilobum, 920 nucleotides long. RefSeq names its product WUSCHEL-related homeobox 8-like. Gene Ontology annotation, molecular function: DNA-binding transcription factor activity; DNA binding. The transcript is spliced from 3 exons. Bases 133 to 771 code for a protein of 212 amino acids. NCBI's taxonomy places the organism in Eukaryota, Viridiplantae, Streptophyta, Magnoliopsida, Fabales, Fabaceae. The record is from RefSeq and is a predicted model, not a curated record.